Phaethon lepturus (White-tailed tropicbird) is the source of this 757-nucleotide messenger RNA. RefSeq names its product ras-associated and pleckstrin homology domains-containing protein 1-like. Gene Ontology annotation, cellular component: cytosol; plasma membrane. NCBI's taxonomy places the organism in Eukaryota, Metazoa, Chordata, Aves, Phaethontiformes, Phaethontidae. The coding region runs from base 1 to 750 and encodes 249 amino acids. The record is from RefSeq and is a predicted model, not a curated record. The transcript has 3 exons.
AUGGAGCAAUUAUCUGAUGAAGAACUUGACCAUGGUGCAGAAGAAGAUAGUGAUAAAGAAGAUCAGGAUCUGGACAAGAUGUUCGGGGCCUGGCUGGGGGAACUGGACAAGCUCACACAGAGUUUGGAUACAGACAAGCCUGUGGCACCAGUGAAGAGGUCACCUCUCCGUCAGGAAACCAAUCUUGCCAACUUCUCAUAUCGCUUCUCCAUGUACAAUUUGAAUGAAGCCCUGAAUCAGGGGGAGACUGUGGAUCUAGAUGCCCUCAUGGCUGAUCUCUGUUCCAUCGAGCAGGAGCUCAGCAGCAUUGGUUCUCAUUCAGCAAACAAUUCUGCAGUGAAACGCCUUGCCACAGAAUCCAAAGCUCAGAAACCACCUGCUAGCCGACCUUCUACUAAGCAUGGCAGCAUGAAAGGAUUCUCCUCAUCUGGUAAGGUGACUAAACCAUCACAUGCCAACGUAUCUUUGGAUGACAUCACUGCACAGUUAGAGAAGGCCUCUCUGAGCAUGGAUGAGGCAGCCCAACAGUCUGUUGCAGAAGACACCAAACCAGUAGUUACUGCUCAGCACAGGAGGACGGCAUCUGCUGGCACAGUGAGUGAUGCUGAGGUACGCUCAAUCAGUAACUCCUCCCGUUCCAGCGUAACCUCUGCAGCUUCCAGCAUGGACUCCUUGGAUAUCGAUAAGGUGACAAGACCUCAGGAACUGGACUUGACAUCACAAGGGCAACCAAUCACUGAGGUAGUGUAAUUAAUUU